UCUCUAUCUUCUUCUCUCUCUCUCUCUCUCUGCGGUUGUUCGAACUAGAUUUAAAGUCCGGAUGAGAGACCAUUUUCAAUUCUCUCUUUCUCCUUCCUGUGUGUGUGAGUGUGUGAGAGAGAAAGUGAUCUUCACUGUAUAAAUAUUAAUUGUCUCGAGUCAGCCCCCCACUUUAAUCUUUCCCCCCUUGAUCUGCUUCUCCUUUGUCGGAAAAGUUUAGUCUGAAUUUCUAGGGUUUGAAUUUAGUUUGCUCAUCAACUCGCCGCGGACUUUGGGGAAUUUUCUCUCUCUAAAGAUCUCCGAGGAAGAUUUCGAAGUUCUGUUCUUCGUUCCGGCCGUUUUAGCAGUUCAAUGUCGUUCCGAAGUAUAGCUCGAGAUAUAAGAGAUAGUUUCGGAAGUUUAUCAAGGAGGAGUUUUGACGCAAGAUUGACUAGUAAUCAUCAUAGGGGGAAAUCACACGGCUCGUUUCUUGAUUUAAAUGACGAGCCUUUAAUUAUUCAGAAUAGCCGAUGGGCAAAUCUUCCACCGGAGCUACUUUAUGAUGUAAUAAGAAGGCUCGAGGAGAGUGAGAACACGUGGCCCACGCGUAAGCACGUAGUUGCUUGUGCUGCAGUUUGCCGCUCUUGGAGGAGCAUGUGCAUGGAAAUCGUCAAAAAUCCGGAAUCCUCCGGAAAACUCACUUUUCCCGUUUCCUUAAAGCAGCCGGGGCAUCGUGACGGGACUAUACAAUGCUUCAUCAAGAGAGACAAAUCUAAUUUAACGUACCAUCUUUUUUUGUGUCUUAGUCCCGCUUUGCUAGUUGAAAACGGGAAGUUCCUUCUCUCUGCAAAAAGAACCCGAAGAACGACUUGUACGGAGUAUGUUAUCUCUAUGGAUGCAGACAACAUAUCUAGAUCGAGUAGCACUUACAUUGGAAAACUAAGAUCAAAUUUUCUUGGCACAAAGUUCAUAAUAUACGACACGCAGCCACCCCACACUUCCUGCUCCCACAACCCACCACAAGGGGGCCGCGGCCCCCCGAGCCGUAGGUUCUACUCCAAGAAAGUAUCCCCUAAAGUACCUUCGGGAAACUACAGCAUAGCCCACAUCUCCUACGAGCUCAACGUACUCGGCACGCGGGGUCCACGCAGGAUGCACUGCGCAAUGCACUCGAUCCCCGCCUCCUCCGUGGGCCCCGGCGGCACUGUCCCCGGCCAGCCGGAGCUCCUCCCUAAAUCCCUCGAGGACUCCUUCCGGAGUAUCGACCACUCCACCGAAUUCAACAGCUCCAGAUUUUCUACGGGCCCCAUCGUUAGUGCUGACGUGGACGACAAGGGGGGCCCACUUGUUCUAAAGAACAAGUCGCCUAGGUGGCACGAGCAGCUACAAUGCUGGUGCCUCAAUUUUAGGGGGCGGGUGACGGUUGCUUCGGUUAAGAAUUUUCAGCUGAUUGCUGCUUCUUCUUCGACGAGUAACGGUCCGGCCGCAGGGCCCGCCGCUGCUGCUGCUGGGCGGGCCCCGCAGCAGGCGCCUGCUGUCGGGCCCGCUGGUGCAGGUGGUGGGGCUGGGCGGGCCCCACAGCAGGGGGACCAGGACAAGAUUAUCCUGCAGUUUGGGAAGGUGGGGAAGGAUAUGUUCACGAUGGAUUAUCGGUACCCGCUCUCUGCUUUUCAGGCGUUUGCGAUUUGCUUGAGCAGCUUUGAUACGAAAUUGGCUUGCGAGUGAAAAGACGAGAUUGCCCUUUGGCAUGGUGGUUUGUAAGUUGUAACUUGUCAUAUGUAUAUUCUUUUUUUUUUUUUUUUUUUUUUUUUUUUUUUAAUUUAUCUAAUUGUUGUUUAGUUGAGGAUAAGGUUAUUGUUGUAAUUUUUUUUUAUUAUGUUAUUGGUGGUGUAAUAGAGAAUCUUACUGGUUAAGGAACACUUGGAAAUUGUCAUAUGGAGAUUGUGAUUGCUUGUUCUUAUUAUGUACAAAUGGAUAUGAUUGGC
This is a messenger RNA of Erythranthe guttata (spotted monkey flower), 1964 nucleotides long. Its product is annotated as tubby-like F-box protein 10. Gene Ontology annotation, molecular function: protein binding. The record is from RefSeq and is a predicted model, not a curated record. Lineage: Eukaryota; Viridiplantae; Streptophyta; Magnoliopsida; Lamiales; Phrymaceae.